AUGGCUAACGAUCCCAUGGUUGCUCGACUAAAACCUGAUCAGGUUCAAGAAAUUACGACGGCUUUUAUGGAAUUUGAUGUUAAUCGUAAUGGUGUUAUAACAGGAGCAGAAAUGAAAGAAUGUCUUCGUAAAUCAAAUAUUCAAUUUCAAGAUGCUGAAGUCGAUCGUGUUAUUUCAAAUAUGGAUAGCAAUCGAGAUGGUACAGUGUCAUAUGAUGAAUAUAUGAAAUUUAUGGCUCGUGUUUACCUUGGAGAACACAGUCAAUUUCAAGUAGGACAACCUUCAGGAUCUGUUCCACCUUAUAAUCAAAAUCAACCACCAUAUCGUCAAUAA
Messenger RNA from Rotaria sp. Silwood2, 333 nucleotides. The record is from the annotation of a GenBank genome assembly. Lineage: Eukaryota; Metazoa; Rotifera; Eurotatoria; Philodinida; Philodinidae.